Molecule: messenger RNA, 510 nt
Organism: Sander lucioperca (pikeperch)
Lineage: Eukaryota; Metazoa; Chordata; Actinopteri; Perciformes; Percidae
Product: chromobox protein homolog 1-like
Exons: 4
Coding region: 49-510 (153 amino acids)
Biological process (GO): chromatin organization; negative regulation of transcription by RNA polymerase II
Cellular component (GO): pericentric heterochromatin
Molecular function (GO): chromatin binding
Source: RefSeq, a predicted model, not a curated record
CUAGAUCUCUGUGGAGACUCUGAGUCAGACUGUUCUGAAGCAGCCAGGAUGGAUCUCCACCUGACGGAGCCCUCAGCAGACGUCAAGCUGGCGACUGGAGCAGGAAAGAAGAGCAAGAAGGCGGAGGAGGAGGAGGAGCAGCCUGCAGCACGUCCUGCAGCAGCAGCAGAGGAGGAGGAGGAAGAGGAGGAGUAUGUGGUGGAGAAGGUUUUGGACCGUAGAGUGGUGAAGGGAAGAGUAGAGUUUCUGCUGAAAUGGAAGGGGUUCUCAGAUGAGGAUAACACAUGGGAGCCACAAGACAACCUGGACUGCCCCGACCUUAUCACCGAGUACAUGCAGAAACACAAGGAGAAGGAGGAGAAGAAGAAGGAGGGCAAGAGGAAAGGUGUCAGUGAGACCUCGGGAGACUUAGAGGAGCGAGGGAGCAAGAGGAAGAAGGAGGAGGUGACUGUGGACUGUUACGUCUCGGUGUUGGAAUCCUCUACAGAGAAAUACAGUCACACCGUUUAA